Messenger RNA from Gopherus evgoodei (Goodes thornscrub tortoise), 419 nucleotides. RefSeq names its product TP53 regulated inhibitor of apoptosis 1 (gene TRIAP1). The transcript has 2 exons. Bases 92 to 322 code for a protein of 76 amino acids. The record is from RefSeq and is a predicted model, not a curated record. NCBI's taxonomy places the organism in Eukaryota, Metazoa, Chordata, Testudines, Testudinidae.
UCAGGAACGGCGCGCUUAGCAGCGGCGAAGGGGCCUUCGUUCUGGGGCAGGGACGUGAGGCCCGGUCGCUUCCCGGCCGCGCGGCUCCGCCAUGAACAGCGUGGGGGAGGGCUGCACGGAGCUGAAGCGCGAGUAUGACCAGUGCUUCAACCGCUGGUUCGCCGAGAAGUUCCUGAAGGGGGAGAACGCGGGGGACCCCUGCGUGCAGCUCUUCAAGCGCUACCAGCUCUGCGUGCAGAAAGCUAUUAAGGAGAAAGACAUACCCAUUGAAGGGCUGGAAUUCAUGGGUCCCAGUAAAGGAAAAGCUGAAAACUCCUCCUGACCUUGUUUGGGCAUAUUGUGCCAUUACAAUGACCUUUUGGACUUGGAAAAAGAACCUCACAAAGUCUAGAAGAUUGCCUUGGAUUAGCUGUUAUUUC